AUGCAUUUUCUGUGCCUUCAUGGAGCCAUUGGCAAUAUUGAUAAUAUAAGUAUACAGUUAGCGCCGCUAGAAAAGGAGCUCGCCAAAGAUAAGACAGCAACAUUUCACUAUAUCAAGGCACCGGUCACAGUAAACCCGCCUGAAGGUUUCAAGGAGUGUUUUGGGCCUGGUCCUCAUUAUCGAUGGAUGGACGAUGGAGGUAGCGGUCAAGACUCAAUGUUAAAUCGCAUUCGAGAGCUUCCUGUUGGUCAUAACCCUGAAGAUGUCAUGCGAACUCUGGCCUCAAAAGAGGUGAUGUGGAAAAAUAGAGAUUCGGUGAUGAAAUACCUGAACGAUAUGCUGGACACACAUCCAGAAGUCGAAGGGCUCAUUGGAUACAGUGAGGGGUCUGCCAUGGGGGCCACAUAUAUUCUCGAUGAGCAAGAUCGACUGGAGCGAGAGAGCAGACCGCGUAGAAUCAAGUGUGCUCUUUUCUUCACUGGAUGGCCGCCGGCUGCAGCCGAUAACAGCCUUGUUUUGGCCGAUGAAAGUGAUAUUACUAUCGAUGUACCUACUUUGCAUGUGGUUGGGGCUAAUGACCCCUAUCGAUACGGCGCACUGGCCCUAUAUAAUGUCUGUGAUCCAGACACGGCUAUCAUGUUUGACACUGGAAAGGGGCACACCAUCCCCCGGGCUGGCCCGGUGAUUUCAGAGUUGGCAUUCGCAGUUCAGGAACUUAUCUUGAAUGCUAAAUCUGCCGAUUCGGCAUGAGAUCCUUAUCUGGCAAAUCGUAUCAGGCGUUCUUUGAUUAUAGAACAAUGUCGUAAUUAAACCUCUGAGGAACAAAUGAGAAGACUUGGCAUGUUG
Talaromyces proteolyticus is the source of this 846-nucleotide messenger RNA. RefSeq names its product putative DUF341 family oxidoreductase. Lineage: Eukaryota; Fungi; Ascomycota; Eurotiomycetes; Eurotiales; Trichocomaceae. The record is from RefSeq and is a predicted model, not a curated record. The transcript is spliced from 5 exons. Gene Ontology annotation, cellular component: cytoplasm; nucleus. Bases 1 to 750 code for a protein of 249 amino acids.